GUGGAAGCACUUGUUGAGAUGCAGCCUCUUGUCAGCCUGGGCACUAAAGGAGGAUUGGAGUGGCUGAUGAAACAAGCCGGCAAAACUUGAAGUUGUGAUCAGAGAACAGAAUACUUGAAUUAGUGAUUUUGCAAGGUGGAACUGUAGGGAUAAGUGGAUGAGGCAGUCUGGAGGGUGAAGGCAGUCAGAAAUGAAGUGGUCAAGGAACUUGGAGACCUUCUGCGUCUCCGUAACCCCGAAGGCCUUAAUUUAUUGCAGCCUUGUUCAAUAGUGAUGAUCCUUGGACUUAAGGAAAUGGCUCUUAAAAUGUAAGUAACAGAUGCGGGUGAAAGAGCCAUCCAAAGCUUUACCUGAGAAAGCCAAAAGAAGUAGAAGGCCUACCAUACCUCAUGAUGAAGACUCUUCAGAUGACAUUGCUGUAGGUUUCACUUGCCAACAUGUAAGUCAUGCUAUCAGUGUGAAUCAUGUGAAAAAAGCAAUAGUUGAGAAUCUGUGGUCAGUUUGCUUGGAAUGUUUAAAAGAAAGAAAAUUCUAUGAUGGACAGCCAGUACUUCCUUCUGAUAUUUGGUUGUGCCUCAAGUGUGGUUUUCAGGGAUGUGGUAAAAACUCAGAAAGCCAGCAUUCACUGAAGCACUUCAAGAGCUGGAGAGCAGAGUUUCACUGUAUUAUAAUUAGUCUGAGCACAUGGAUCGUCUGGUGUUAUGAGUGCGAUGAAAAAUUAUCAACACAUUGUAAUAAGAAGGUUUUGGCUCAGAUAGUUGAUUUUCUCCAGAAACAUGUUUCUAAAACACAAACAAAUGCAUUUUCUAGAAUCAUAAAACUUUAUGAAGAAAAAUGUGAAACAGGUGAAAAAAAGGGAAGAAAAGACAGCAGUGUAACAUCUGUAAAAGGAAUUACAAAUUUAGGAAAUACUUGCUUUUUUAAUGCAGUCAUGCAGAAUUUGGCACAGUCUUACAUUCUUACUGAACUGAUGAAUGAGAUCAAAGAACACGGUACAAAACUCAAGAUUGUUCCUUCCUCAGACUCUCCGCUGGACCCAUUAGUGGUGGAACUUUCAAGCCCUGGACCAUUGACCUCAGCCUUGUUCCUGUUUCUUCACAGCAUGAAGGAGACUGAAAGAGGACCACUUUCUCCCAAAGUUCUUUUUAAUCAGCUUUGUCAGAAGGCCCCUGGGUUUAAAAGUUUUCAACAACAGGACAGUCAGGAGCUUCUUCAUUAUCUGCUCGAUGCAGUGAGGACAGAAGAAACAAAGCGAAUACAAGCUGGCAUUCUCAAAGCAUUUAACAACCCAACUACUAAAACUGCUGAUGAUGAAACUAGAAAAAAAGUCAAAGCAUAUGGAAGAGAAGGUGUGAAAAUGAACUUCAUAGAUCGUAUCUUUAUUGGUGAAUUAACUAGCACGGUCAUGUGUGAAGAAUGUGCAAAUAUCUCCACAGUAAAAGAUCCUUUUAUUGAUAUUUCACUUCCUAUAAUAGAAGAAAGGGUUUCAAAACCUGUACUUUUGGGAAGAAUGAGUAAAUAUAGAAGUUUACAGGACACAGAUAAUGGUCAAUACAGUGGCACUAUUACUAUAGAAAAUACUCAUCAACCUAGAGCCACCAAGAAGCAUUCUUCAUCUAAAGAUAAGAAUCAACUAAUUCAUGGCAAAAAACGUACAAGAAAAUUGUCAUCUGGAGAAGAUAAAGCUGUUGUCAUAUACCAGAAAAAUGAAAACCUUGAAAUGAAUAGAGACUCUUCAUUGUUCGCAAGCAUCGUGAACACUGAGUCGACUCUGACUGAAAGCCCUACCGACAGCAGUGAACAAGAAGCCAGCCUUUCUGAAAGUAGUGUUGAUGCUGACAGUGAGGCUUCAGAGUCUGAAAGUGCUCCUAAGCAGACUUUGUUGUUGAGACCCAGCAGUGGAUACUAUGUGCACACAAAUGGACACUUUCGCCCUCUUUCAGAGAGUGAACCACUCACCAAGGAGGGUGACGGUGGUGAUGAGGGUGUGGCUGAAGCUAUUUCUGAACUUCAUUUGAGCAGCACUGUGACUGGAGAUAGGGAUUUUGACAGAGAAAAUCAGCCACUAAACGUUUCGAAUAAUUUGUGUUUUUCAGAGGGCAGGCAUAUGGUGUCUUACAGCCCCCAAAAUGCUUUUCAGACCCUUUCUCAGAGCUAUAUAACCACUUCUAAAGAAUGUUCAAUUCAGUCCUGUCUCUAUCAGUUUACAUCUAUGGAAUUACUAAUGGGGAACAACAAGCUUCUGUGUGAGAACUGUACUGAAAAGAAACAGAAGUACCCAAAGGAAACCAGUUCUGCAGAAAAGAAAGCAGGAGGGGUUUAUACUAAUGCCAGGAAGCAAUUGCUCAUUUCUGCUGUUCCAGCUAUCCUAAUUCUCCAUCUUAAAAGAUUUCAUCAGGCUGGCUUGAGUCUUCGCAAAGUAAACAGACAUGUAGAUUUUCCACUGACGCUUGACUUAGCACCAUUCUGUUCUGCUACUUGUAAGAAUGUAAGUGUGGGAGAUAAAGUUCUGUAUGGUCUCUAUGGCGUAGUGGAACAUAGUGGCUCCAUGAGAGGAGGCCACUACACCGCUUACGUGAAAGUGAGAACACCCUCCAGGAAAUUACUGGAACAUAUCACUGGAAAGAAAAAUGUACCUGGUUUGAAAGAACCUGAUAGUGAAUCAGCAGGCCAGUGGGUCCAUGUUAGUGACACUUAUGUGCAGGUGGUUCCAGAAUCAAGAGCACUUAGCGCACAAGCGUACCUUCUUUUUUAUGAAAGAAUAUUAUAAUUAUUUGUUAAUUGUUAAUGGUGAUGAUUAUUUAGAUCACUUUUAUUUAAAUGCUGCAGCGAUAACCAUUAUAUGCAAUGUGCCUUUGUAGUCUUUUCUGUAGGAAUAGCAUGUCCCUCAAAUGCUCCUGAACAUGUUUACCAUUUUGGUGAAUCCUUUUAAAGUAAAUUAAAUUUACUAAAUGCUUUCAAAAUUAUAUUCUUAAAAUAAAUGUAAACACAUGUUUUUAAAAACAUAUUUGUCCUGGAAAAAAACCCCCAGAAUUUACAGUAGUAGAGGAAACUCCUUUAUAAUGUGUCUUAUUACUAUAAGCAUUCAGAAAUGAUGCUGGCUAAGUCAGAUCAUUCCUUAAAACAGUGUUUCCCAAAUGUGAGUCAAUACCACCUUUCUGUUUUCAUAUAUAUAUGUAUAUAUAUCUCC
This is a messenger RNA of Eubalaena glacialis (North Atlantic right whale), 3190 nucleotides long. RefSeq names its product ubiquitin specific peptidase 45 (gene USP45). NCBI's taxonomy places the organism in Eukaryota, Metazoa, Chordata, Mammalia, Artiodactyla, Balaenidae. Gene Ontology annotation, molecular function: zinc ion binding; cysteine-type deubiquitinase activity. Bases 320 to 2770 code for a protein of 816 amino acids. The record is from RefSeq and is a predicted model, not a curated record. The transcript has 18 exons. Gene Ontology annotation, biological process: protein deubiquitination.